Messenger RNA from Doryrhamphus excisus (bluestripe pipefish), 3524 nucleotides. It is a transcript of the gene tp53inp1, whose product is annotated as tumor protein p53 inducible nuclear protein 1. Gene Ontology annotation, cellular component: nucleus; autophagosome. Lineage: Eukaryota; Metazoa; Chordata; Actinopteri; Syngnathiformes; Syngnathidae. The record is from RefSeq and is a predicted model, not a curated record. Gene Ontology annotation, biological process: positive regulation of DNA-templated transcription; autophagosome assembly.
CAACAAUAACAGAAGGAGCAGUCGGGCAAAGAGGAGCAAGUAGCCUGCAAAAACCGAUGUUCAAUUUUAUACUUUUCUUCUAAGAAGAAACAUUUCCCUUUUCCAUUCUUCGAAAAGUAACACAGCUACCUCAUAUUUGAAAGGAUUUUAACGUCGAUUUGAGCUCUUAUCAUCCACUUCUGGUUGAGCCGCAGGUCUUCUUGUUGUUCUUUGUCUCUCCCCCACACGCCGAGCUAUGUGCAGCCUCCUGGCUCUCAGAUGAGUCGCGACCACACAUCGUUGAUGCACUUUAGCGCCUCCGCCGAGAUCCUCGCCGGCCGCUGCCAAGCCUGCAGCUGAUGACCAAAACGCCUCCCCACCAUCGCCCCGAGCCACCUGCUGCUCUCCAUUCCCUCCCCGAGAUACCCUCUCUCGGCCUGACACUCACGUCCCAGGAUGUUCCAGAGGUUUGCCAGCGCCCUGUUUGGCGACGACACACAGGAGCUGAGUCGCUGCGGCCGACCCGGAGACGGCAAGGAAAAAGAGGAUGAUGAAGACUGGAUUCUGGUCAACUUCCUGGCUGAUGCCUGCUCCAGUCAGCAUGGUGACGGCCUCCCCAGACCCACCGGGAGCCCAGACGAGGAGGAAGACGAAGACCUGGUCAUGAUCCCGUCACCGAUGGCCAGCCCUCCUAUCCGCUACGCCUCUUGCACCUCCCUCAACUCCACAGCCGACACCGACCCGGAUGGCGGCGCAGAGGAGGAGGAGGACGAGGUGGAAGGUGGCUUCCUGCGUCUUGACAUGUCCUCUAUGGAGGAAAGCUGGUUUGUCACCCCCCCGCCCUGCUUCACCGGCCGCAGCAGCCAGCCGGUCCUGGUGGAGACCAGCCCACUGGAGAACCUGCUGAUUGAGCAUCCCAGCAUGUCCGUCUACGCCCACCACAGCCCCCCCCGAAUCAACCUUGACCCCCUGCCCCGCUCCCUCGACCUUGAAUUGGGCCUGUUGCCCAGCAAUGGGCCGACUGCAACGACUGCCUCGGGUGGAAGGGAGAAAGGCAGACGCUCACUUGACGGGCCGCGUCACAGGCCAGACGUGGCGGUGGUCCAGCGUCGGUCCAGCCUCCACCCAGCCUGCUAUGCGGCUCUCUCAACCCGUGCGGGCCUCCUGCCUCAGCGCCCAGGCCUCGCCAGCCAGCCGCUGUCCCGCAAUGCGCUGCGACGUCUCAACCUGCUGCACCCACCCAAGGCCGGUGCUACACACCUGCACCAGCCCAGCCAGAGGCACCUCAAUUUCUGAGGUCCUUCUCCUGUCGUCCGUACACAAACACCAGCAACAAGUGAGGCGCCAGUGAAAAGGGCGGCAGGUCAUUUUCUGUCAUCAGCCCCUUUUGUCACAGCAAUCUCCUCCACUUUCUCCUUCCUCUCGUCAUCAUGGACUCUUCUUCAUGAAUCGAAUCAAAGCUGUAGGUCACUUUACUCAGAGGCAGGUUCACUUGGCCCCGGCAGGACCACCCACAAUGAUGUCACUGCCAUCUCUGCAACCUUUACAUGAACAUCCAACGUCUGUUCGGUCUGCAGAUAUGUUCAAUUUGACUAUUGUAAGGGGUUGCUAUAAGGCUGCAUGAGGGCAAACCUCUGAUCCAAUUUUGGACCUUGGUUUGUCUCCUCCAAAUGAUUUGACUUUAUGUGGCAAAAUCUUCACUCCAGCAACGACAAAGUCCAGCGUGUUUGUUCUGUACCGGCAACUGAACCAACCUCUGCUUUCUAAUUCAGUACUUUUCUUGAACGUAAGAAGAAAAAAAAGUCAAAAAUAACUGUUAGAUAUCACUAAAUUGCCUUGUUUUAACGGUAGCUUUGAGACGAAUAGAAAUGUUAAAAAAAUGUAUAAAAAAAAAAAGUCAAAAAUAUAUUUUGAAAAAUGGAAAACAGAUUACAUAUCAGUAUGAAGUUUGUGUGUCUGCUUCCGUCAGUGUGCGACGUGUUGCAUGGUGGUAGACUUGUGUUAGCGCUGGGAGAAAAAAAAGAAAAUGGAAAAAUAUUUUUGUUAUUUGUUUGUUCUUAAAUGAAUCUGCAGUCCAUUUCUCAGGGUCACAACCAAUCACUUUUACACUUAAGGAAAAUGCAGAUUUACUUGACAGCUGAUGAUUAUUUUCUUUUCCACCGGGACUUUUACUGAGAGGUCUCAGGAAGUGGUUUUGGUUGAGUCCAUCACAAUGGAUAGAAACUUUUUGUCAGUAAUACCUUUUGUUGGUUUUGUUCUUCUCCAUGUUAGCUUAGUUACUCUUAAAACUAUUUAAACCAAAAAAAAGGGUAGCAAUGAUCUUUUGGUCUUUCAGUAUGUUUUAAAGCAGAUGUUUUAUAACUCUUAUUGUUUAACGUUUAUUGGGCUUGGUGCUUUUAACAUGGCUGAGAGGUAUUAAUAGUCCGCCUUUUGAACUUGUCUGAAACUCAUACAUGUGAUGUUAACGUUAUACAAUGUUUUGUUGUGAUUUAGUUAUACAGUACCCCCAACCCCCCUACAUAACUUUUACCUUUAUUAACCACCCCCAAGUAAAAUGGGCUUCCUUACCAUUCUAAUGUCUAAGGAGUGUAUAAUCUACCUGCCUGCCUUUUACUUGUUUCGUAUUUCAGAUGACUAUUUCCCUAUAAUCUGCAAGAGACACAUUUGUUUUGAAUUCUUUCAAACGGAAUAAUACAUUUGCAGAGAUUAGUAAUGAGAAGUCAGACACAAUAUUCACUGUGUGAUGGGACAAUACAAAAAACAUUUUGACGGGCCAGCAGAUGUUCAUAAAGUUGUUGGCCUGCCUGUAAAUAAUCCUGAUAGUGUUUUCUGGUGUAUUUAAGGUAAUAAUUUUUUGAAUGUCUUGUUAACGCUCUACAAUUCUUCAUCUGUGUUCCAAUGAUGUAUUUAAGAAAAAGAAAUGGAUCACAAAUGAGGUUUAUGGGUUUUUUGAUUUGUGUUCUCGCAUCUGUCAUCAAAACUAACAGGGAUUUCUCAUGUUUGUGUUCAAUGCCUUGAAAAUUGUGCAUCACGUGCCUUCCAGUUUGAAAUGCUCUUAUGCAUCAAUGAAGAACUUGGAAUGUCUUUUUUUUUUUUGAAGUCCUGAGUGGACAUUCUACAGACAAAAGGACGCCAACUAUGCACCACUCAGCUGCCGCCGCCGCCCUCGCCCUUUUUCUAAAGACUCCGAUAAACCAGACAGAAUGAUGUAGCAAACCUCCAGUUUAUUCUCAAGUGUAAAGAAUAUUUUGUGGCAUUUUUUACUGUUGUUUCAUUUGAUUCACCAAGUGUUACACAUUUUGUUUUUCCCUGUGUAGUUUACUGGAAUAAUACAGCACUUUGCCAAAAAAUAAAAAAAAUUGUGUAGGUGUUUUAGGGUUAACAUUUUUAUUUAUCAGCAUAUCCUCUGUAUUUUGUAUGUACGGUUGUUCAAGUCACUUUGUUAAAAUCUGAAAAAUGUUAUAUGGGGGUCAUCUGUUUUCAAACUGUAAUAGUUCAUUCAUGUGAUCUCUUUAUUAGUCACAAAAUAAAUGUUUUCAUACACA